AUGGAUCCUCUAAGUGUUGCUGGCUCGAUUGUCGGCAUCCUAGCCGCAGCAGCGAAAGUUGUGGAGCUCGUUCAGCCUUUCGUUACGAAUACCAAAGACGCGCCAAAGCUUGCGAUCUCCAUCCACAGCGAAGUAAAUCGCGUUCGAAUGGUCUUGAAUUCGCUGAAAUCGAUUUUGCAAGAUCUAUCGUCCCCUUCAACAGCCUCGCAAUCACGGGCGUCUGUCAUUCAGAUAGACCACAUCGUCGUCCUCUUCACAGAUGGGGUCCUCAUAUUCUCCGAACUCGAGUCCCUUCUAGCACCGUUGAGCGCCCCGCAUGAUGCUCAACUACAGAUCCGUCAGCCUCUGCAAUCGCAGCGGGCUCUUGAAGCUCAGAUAUCCGCACUUUUAGACAGCAACAAUGCCCUCGCUGUACGAGUAAAGGACCUCGAAGAUGUAUUUGAUGCUACUAGUCCCACAGAGCAGGGCAUCCCAUUAUUUGAUAGCGCGGCGCAAAAUACCGACAAUACAAGCAUACUCAACGUGGAUGGAGCAGCAGAGACCCCGACCGAGGAUGCCGAGCCUGUAGAGCUUUCCGCCGCUCGGUCCAGCACGACAAGAAGAACCUCGGCCCUCCUUUUUCGGACAGAACUAGAUAACUCGCGUGUAUACAGGAGAGCUAACCGUGCGGAAAGCCUGUUCUCCUUUUCGACAUCUGUGGUCCACUCCACUGCCUGGUCCGUGUUCUCGGGACUCAGCCUCGCGGAUGUAUCCGUCAUUUCAGUCAUUGCCCUGCCUUUGUAUGCGCCCGACAUCCAGAAUUCUCAACACUAUGUCUUCGGAAACGGUUUUGGAGUCAAAAACGGCUCAGCAGCGGCUGAUGAUUCUUCACUAAUGUACGAAUGCAUAGAAUUGCGGAGGAUGCUUUCGCAAAUCCCCGUCAUAGAAGAAUUACUGGUCUCACAAACCGUGGAGUACCUAAACGUCGACGUAAAUGAUCUCCUGUGGACAUUAUUCCGAGACGGGAAGUUCUUCAGAUUACUUUCGGUCGUCCUUCCGAAGAAGCAUGCGCCUCUUCCACUCGAUGACAUUCAAGAGACUGUGUCCCAUUUUAUCGAAGCUUUGGUCAGCGAAUGGGACAUGAGUUCACGAGACUGUUUUACACUUGAGGACCUGUUUGGAGACGGAAUAGCCGGGUUCAGACACGUCGUCAGAACUCUCAACUGCCUAAUCAUUAAAUAUUCGGGGCCGCUCAAGGUCAAUACGUUCUUGAAUGCGAGAAGCCAAAUGUUGAGUGAUGAUAGCCAGGCCUGUGGAUCGGGGGAAGACUCUGAACUGGUUCGUGAGUUCUUGAAAGAGGAGAGGAUAUUUGUGAACAAAUUGGCAAAACUUCGGGCACUCGGAGCGUUUUUAGACCGGGGGAAAUAUUUCGCCUCUCACGAUCUGGAUGCGCUCUUUUCUGAUCUCCUCCGAGUCCUAGAAGUCCAAACUCACUUCCUCCUCAUAGUGGAAAAAAAGAAGCUGGAGAGCUGGGGCAGAGGUUUCUGCGCACAUGCUUUCCUGCAGUUCUACGGAGAUUUUGCACAGUAUAUCCCAUAUAUUGCAAGCCAAUGGCGUCGUGCGGGGACAGCACAACGUCUGUUCAUCGGAAUCAGGAAUGUUGUUCUCCGGGACGCACCAGACAUGAAGCAUAUGGUCGAAAGUAGAGCCAUCUUCGAGUCUUGGCUCUCUCAGCCGAUGCAAAGAUUCCUUGCGUAUCCAAGCUUCCUAAAGCGCCUUGAACACGCUACCCCAUGGCUCGGGCGGGACGAGCAACACGACGUCGUUAGACUGGCAUAUAAUCUUCUGCUGUCGACAAUCUAUGCCGUCAAUCAGGUUAAUACGAUCGAAGACUUACACGCGAGGAUAGUGCGCAGCAAGAAGUUUCGCUUAGAAGACUACGGGCAAGUCAUUGUUUCAGGAGCUCUCUCUGUUUCUAUUAAUGGGGAAGAACGAAUUGCUCGGGUAUACCUCUUCGGGGAGGUCAUUCUGGCGUGCGAUGACCCAGAUUUCGGACAGGGAGGAUUGACGUUCUCAUCCAAGAUCGUUGGUCAGCAGUCGUGGCUGUUUCCCUCUGCUGUGAUCCCAUAUCGGAACAGGAUAAUAUCAUACGAAAGGAAUCCAUUUACACCCAUGCUACGUUUUAGAUAUCUACGGGGUGUUAGGACUGUCAACGUCACCCUUCGGUUCCCCGAUCAGGAGCUCAUGUCCGAGUGGCACGAUGCUAUCACUGCUAAAUAG
This is a messenger RNA of Trematosphaeria pertusa, 2259 nucleotides long. RefSeq lists its product as uncharacterized. Gene Ontology annotation, molecular function: guanyl-nucleotide exchange factor activity. Gene Ontology annotation, cellular component: nucleus; cytoplasm; division septum. Gene Ontology annotation, biological process: establishment of cell polarity; septin ring organization. NCBI's taxonomy places the organism in Eukaryota, Fungi, Ascomycota, Dothideomycetes, Pleosporales, Trematosphaeriaceae. The record is from RefSeq and is a predicted model, not a curated record. Bases 1 to 2259 code for a protein of 752 amino acids. The transcript is spliced from 6 exons.